GGACGCUAAUUGCAUACUCUCCAAGGCCAAUAAAGAAAAACAAAACAAACCAUUCUCCAUUGUGACCUUCAUUCCAAUGGAGGCUGAUGAUGAGAAAAGAGCACUCUAUGCUUCUCCAACAUCAUCACCUCCAACACCUCCCUCACCACUUCCCAUCAGUGUUGGACCCGGCAACCAAAAGUACUUAUUCUCGCCGUCUCCGUCUCCCUCGCCACCUUUCUCCCCUCCCUCAAGCCACACGUCUGCCGAGAACCUCCCUCUUCUCCUCCCUGAGAAGCUGCAGCCUAGUCCUAAAGUGACACCAUCAGCAUUUUCCUUGGAUUAUAGUAGACCAGCGCCGGACCAUUUGGAUUCCAGGAGUUCAUGCCUUAGAGACUUGUUAGAGUGGUUUAUAGAAAGAUGCUGCAACUGCUGUACCAGGUCUCCCUAUCGACUAGAAAACAGAUCCUCAUCAAGAGCAGCAGUCCCAGUGUGAUUGAUAUUGCCUUGAAGGUUUUGGUAGAGAUUCAAAGCUGCAAGUGAUCACUACUAAUUUACAUGAUGUGCUAACCUCAUAAUUAACUAGGCCUCUGUGCCUCCUUACAUGAUUUUUCAAGUAACCUUCUGUGUCAGGGUUCGGUAUAACCAUUUAAGGUGAAUGAGUGAUAUUGCAACCAUAUAUUCUUUGUACAUUCACAGUAUUGUCUACAAUUUAAUGUUCAGCCUUUCUUUAGUGAAAUACAACUGAAGGAGAAAGUGUACCCCAAAA
Molecule: messenger RNA, 748 nt
Organism: Rosa chinensis
Lineage: Eukaryota; Viridiplantae; Streptophyta; Magnoliopsida; Rosales; Rosaceae
Product: vegetative cell wall protein gp1
Exons: 2
Coding region: 77-475 (132 amino acids)
Source: RefSeq, a predicted model, not a curated record